UUCAAAUUUUGGAAGACCACAGUGAACUACUACUCUUAGCUUUAAAGAACUCAAGUAUCAACCUUACUUGAAAUUAAUUCUGAGAAACAGCUUUCAUGUUGACGCUGUUGAGUUGAGGAAUACUGUUUGAAUUUCCUAGACAUUAAACUUAUUUCUAGAAAUUCUGACUCAGGUUGAGAAUCAACUGCUCAGUUUUGAUGGCUUUUCUUACACUCCUGGAUAAAGCUGGAGGCCUGGGGAAAUUCCAAAUUCUUCAGAUGAUUUUGCUCUGCAUCUCCAUCUUCAUCUCGAGCCCAUAUACUAUGCUGGAGAACUUCACUGCAGCAGUGCCUGAUCACCGCUGCUGGGUCCACCUCCUUGAUAAUGACACCAACUCUGCUAAUGACAUUGGGACCCUCAGCCAAGAGGACCUCCUGAGAGUCUCCAUCCCCCUGGACUCCAGCCUGAGGCCAGAGAAGUGCCUGCGCUUUGUCCAUCCUCAGUGGCAGCUCCUUCACCAGAAUGGCACUUUCCCCAAUGUGACAGAGCUGGACACGGAGCCCUGCAUGGAUGGCUGGGUGUAUGACCACAGCACCUUCUCUUCGACCAUCGUGACUCAGUGGGAUCUGGUAUGUGAAUCACAGUCACUGAUCCCAGUGACUAAAUUCUCAUUCAUGGCUGGAAUGGUGGUGGGAAGCAUCAUAUGUGGGCAUUUGUCAGACAGGUUUGGGAGGAGGAUGGUCUUCAGAUGGUGUACCUUCUUGUUGUCCAUUACUAGCAGUUGUGUGACGUUUGUUCCCAACUUCCCCAUGUACUGCUCACUCCGUUUCUUAUCUGGGAUUUCAUACAUACCUAUUGCGGCAAAUAGUAUUUUGCUCAUUGUAGAGUGGGCAGUGCCCCGGUUCCAGGCAUUGGGAAUAACAAUGGCAUUCUUUGCCACGUGUAUUGGACAGGCAUCCUUGGGAGGUCUGGCGUUUGGCUUUAGAGACUGGCAUAUACUCCAGCUAGUGGUGUCUGUUCCAUUCUUUGUCUUAUUUCUGUGCACUAGGUGGGUGGCAGAGUCUGCUCAGUGGCUGAUUAUCUCCAACAGACCAGAGGAGGCCUUAAAGGAACUGAGAAAAGCUGCACAUUGUAAUGGCAAAAAGGAUGUUGAAAACACUCUGACCCUGGAGGCUUUGAGAUGUGCCAUGCAGGAUGAACUAAAGGCAGCUCAAAGAAAGCCUGUUGUGUUAGACUUGUGUCGCACACCCAACCUGCGCAAAAGGAUCUGUCUCCUGGCUUUUCUAAGAUUUGUAAUUGCUAUUUCCCGUGCUGGUCUGAUUCUCAACCCCCAGUACCUGGGAAGCAAUGUCUUCCUGAUCCAGGCUCUCUUUGGUAUAAUUGCUUUCCCAGGCAAUUUUGUUGCAUUACUGACACUCAAUCACCUGGGCCGUCGAAUAAGUCAUAUGCUUUUCUCAUUUCUAUUGGGAAUCUCCAUACUGGCCACCAUAUUUGUGCCUGAAGAAAUACAGACUGUGCAGUCAGCUUUGGCAACCUUGGGAGUAGGAUGUGCCUCUGCUCUCACCACCUCCCUUACUACCCAUUCAUCUGAACUCAUUCCUACGUCAAUCAGGGGAACAGCCAUGGGGAUCUUUGGAGUUUUUGGUAGUAUUGGGGCAGUUCUGGCUUCUCUCUUGAUAAUCUUGGAGGCGUAUUCGCCCCCUGUGCCCUGGUUCAUCUAUAGAGGUGUCCCCAUCCUUGGUGCCCUUGUCAUCCCACUGCUUCCUGAAACCAGGAAUCAGUUUCUCCCUGAAACCAUCCAGGAUGUGGAGAAUGAGUGAGUACCCUACCUCUCACAUAACUCUAGAAGAGCAGUGAGACACAGAUGUGAGACAGGGAAGGUACACAUGGCAGAGACUGGUAUCCCCAGGCCAUUUCUGUGUAGUCAGUGGCUUUGGCUCAACCACAGACCCAGCCCUCCCUGCAGUGAAUUCAAAUAGACUGACAUUCUCUAGCUCCCACAGACUUAAUCAGUCCAGUCUGGAUUAUCUUUGUAGUGGUAAAGAGGGCAAUUUACAUUCCUUAGUGUGUCAUGCAUGUUCCUAAAAGUCCUGCACAAAGGGACAAUUUCCACCACCCUGGUUAUCUUCUCUCUGAUCCUGGCAACCUUAGUGAAGAGAGUAGAUAGAGUAAGCUCUCUGGGGCUGCUGAUUUCUAUAGUAGAGUGAUAUUCUGAUUCUAAUUAUCUGGAGAAAUGCAGUCAGUUGUAUCUGUCCACAUCGAAAGAGAAAUUUCUUUUUAAAAUUGGAUCAUGAGAGUAUAUGGCAGGCAAUUCUGAAAUCCACAGCAGGCAGCAAGCAGCCCGGAGGCCCAUAGGAGGUCGGAUUUCUCAGGACUAACAGCAAUCCGGGAUAGAAAUCCUUCUUCAUCUAGGAAUGUGUCUUUUCCUCCUUUAGACCCUUAGCUGAUAGAAUGAGUCACAUUCAAACAUCAUGGAGAGUAAUGUCCUUUAUUUGACAUUAGCUGGCUUAAAUAUGAAUAACAUUUAAGGAAAUACCUUCACAGAACCAUGGUGUAGCUUAUGGCCAGUCAUCUGGGUAUCAUAAGUUAGACAUGCUGUCACAAAAAGUCAAGUGCACCAAGCCCUGAGGACCACUAACAAAUAUGAGAGAAGUGAGAUGAAGGACAAAAGUCCCUACCACAGAAGGAGUCUUGUUUAGCCUGUGAGAUUCACUUCACCAAGUAUGUCUGGGAAUAAAUUUAUUAAAAUAGAUUAAAAAUAUUCAUAAGAAUAUAUCUUUAUUAAAAAUCCCAUCAUUAUUUUUAUAAUAUGAUAACAGACACCAAAACAAAAUAGAUAAACAAGUUUAGAAGCUAUGGUCUCCUAUAGUGAGAAUAGAAGCUAUCAAAGCAUCCUUCUUUGCUCUUAUAUUACUUAUCUUGUCACAAGAGUUAGUAAAGCUCUUGGCAGAGGUCAUAAUAUAUAUCUAAGCUGGCUGGUAAAGUUAUACUUGUUAAAGCAAUUAUAAAUUUGUUUUUCUUUGCUUUCUUCCUAUCCACUUUCUUUCUCUCAUGUGUGCAUGUGUUUGUGCCUCUCUCUCUCUCUCUCUCUCUCUCUCUCUGUAUGUGUAUGGUAUGUAUAUGUGAUUUGACCAGAAGCAAAAGCUCAAGAAAUUCAAAACAGGAGAAUACUUCUGUUGAAAUGACACAGUUUUAAGCAAUUCCAGGAACAACUUGCUGGCCAAAGAAUGAAGUAAAGAAACGAAGAUAUUUUCUUGCUAAUGGGAAAAUAAGUAAAAUAAAAUAAAAAUUGAGAAAUGAAAAAUAAUCAGUCCUUUUUUCUAGUGUGGUAUAAUUUUACUGCAUAUAAAAUACAAUGAUUAAUGGUGAUAAAAAAAACAAGGUGAGUGAAACAUAGAAUUUUGAGUUUAUUUCGAGUAGUUGUAAUAUUGUGGAUAGCUGGAAAAAGUCUGGGUUGAUUAAAAGUUGAACAGUAUGAAAAAUAACAAAUAUCCCCAAAAUUAAUCAGUAAAAAUUGAUGGAGCUUCUGGUCUGGGAUAUGGCAGAGUGGAUAAAACUUUGGACUCUCAAGCAGGAGGUUCCAAGUUCAAUCCCUGGCAGGACAUGUACCAGAGUGAUGUCUAGUGCUUUCUCUCUCUUCUCCUACUUUUCUCAUUAAUAAAUAAAAUCUUAACUAAAAAAAGAAAAUUAUAUUAAAAUUGAUGUAUCUUAUGUAAAGACAAUUCAUAUAAUUUUGGAAUGACUUGAAAAAAUAGUAACAAACUUACCCAGACAAUAGCAACAAUUUAAUAAAUAAGAGAAUGUUGCAGAACCAAUGAAAAAGUGUAUAAAAAAUUUAGCCAU
Molecule: messenger RNA, 3822 nt
Organism: Erinaceus europaeus (western European hedgehog)
Lineage: Eukaryota; Metazoa; Chordata; Mammalia; Eulipotyphla; Erinaceidae
Product: organic anion transporter 7-like
Exons: 9
Coding region: 198-1799 (533 amino acids)
Biological process (GO): transmembrane transport
Molecular function (GO): transmembrane transporter activity
Source: RefSeq, a predicted model, not a curated record